This is a messenger RNA of Spirometra erinaceieuropaei, 8581 nucleotides long. The record is from the annotation of a GenBank genome assembly. Lineage: Eukaryota; Metazoa; Platyhelminthes; Cestoda; Diphyllobothriidea; Diphyllobothriidae.
AUGUCUUCUGAUCGCGUGAUCGCGGCUUCUGAGACUCUAGUGAGUUCUCUUCGACACUGGUUUAUGGUAUGUAAAUUUGAUAUCUACUCUGAAAACUCAUUUGACCCAACUGUGAAGAGCUCGGCGUCUCGGUGGGAUUCGAACUUACGACAGAAAGAGGAAGGCUUUAGUACAGCCAACACUAGCCACUGAGCUAGGAGGCCCCACCGAGAGCCGUGAGUUUAAUCACAUUUGGGUCAAGCCACCCUCCCAGCCUACUGCAACGUCCGGAAUCCAUCAAAUCUAAUGCAGUAAGCUGACUGCCCAAACAGGACUUCCUAAGUAGUCCGGCUAUAAUGCACCAGAUGACUACCAGACUCACGUAAUUAAUAGGUGUUUUGGCAGAUUUUGAAUAAUUCAUUUUUAUCCGUUUGUUCAUUUCGACUCACUUUACCCAACUUUUGUGUCAAAAUGAGCGUGACCGUCUGGGUUGACUUCGUAGGCUUGUCUAAAAAUAAGGCCUUGUCGCAGAAGUAAAUGCUCUUCCAGAAUGGGGAUCGGUAAUCAGUACAUUUCUUGAAAAUAAGAAAAACGUUCUAUAGUACGUUUUAUUUUCAUAAUUAUGUUCAUAGAGAACAUUGACAGAUGUUCCCUGUGAAUAGCCUCAACGGGCAUAUAUUGAUACGUUUUUAGCGUACGACAAAUAAUCUCGUCGUCUUGCUUACUUGUGGACCGUUUUGCUUCACCCUGCGUAUUGCUGGGCACGGCUGUAUCACUAAUAAUUCGCCACAGAGUGACAGCGUAUAGCAGGUGCUUGAUAUAAAUAUUUGUUUACGUCUAGUAAUUCUCGGUGUGGUAAAACAAACUACCGUCAAACAAGUCUUUCACAGAGUUUUAUGGCAUGAAAGGUCACGAAUUUAAAAAAAACAGAAUUUUAUAAGCUGAAUUUACUCCUUUUUUCUUGCAAACAAAGCGAUUUCCCAUACCCACCCUGAUCUCAUUUUCAUGGACGCUGAAUCCAAUUUUCCGCCACCUGAAAGGAUUUAUUUCAUACUUCUCUAUGUUAAUCUUCAUUUACAGCACAAUAUGAAUAAACACGAGGUUUUGGUCAGUGAAUUUCAAUAGGGUAGGAAGUUACCUGGAUAUCAGGAAAGAUCAGGAUUUGUCAGUCUGGUCUGCUUUCCUUUAAUGAAACUGGGUUGAAAUGACUCCCUCUUUAGUAUAUAGCCUUCCACGUCUUAAAUCAAUUUAAUAAGCACAAAUAAGGACACCAAAUGUAUGGCAUACCACCCAUUCAAAUCUCGAUCACGACAUUUCGUCAGUUAGGAUACCUAUAGUAUAUCGGAGACUGAUGGAGCGCUGAAGUCAUUUGUCCUUUUUCCGAUUUUCCGGACUAGUACGCGAGUACGUCUUUGGAAAUGACAGGUAUAUGCUACUUUAACCAAUCAGCCACAAUUGCCGCGGACUUUGAGCCUCUACACGAACUUCCAGCUAGUGCGACCGUAUAAGGUUACGUUCUGCCAACUUCAGACAUCCGCCUCGUGACAUGUUAGCACCAUGGGAUUGUCUAGCUUAAAACCUGAAGCAGGUUUAUGCGAUCUUAAUGAUCGAGUGAGGUUUGCACUCCAAGGCAACGUCUCUGCCAUCUGAUGCUAAUUUGUCAUUUUUAGUUAAUGUCGCCUAGAAUAUUAACUCCAUUCCUCAUCACAGCGUAGAGUUGCCGCGAGUUUCUUAGCGUUUUUUGGCACUCGGUGUUCCCUCUCAGGCCUGGCCUAUAGUUGCCAAAAUUCCUACAAACACAAAACCCCAAGAGUUAGUUGACUUGCAGCAUUUUCCACUUUUGUCGUAGGUAAUUAGCCUUUUGCAAUCUUUUCCUAGGCAAUGAUAAAUUCCAAACUGACCUCCGAGGAUGAUUUGCAGUCUGAUGGAUGGAUUCCUGUUUCCUUGCUCUGCCCCCUCGCACUUACCCGGAUCGAAGUGAGUCCAGGCACUGUCAGCAAUACUGUUGCGCCGUUAAUGUCAGCGUUUUCUGGCACGACCGUGACCUCUGACGGACCUUUGAGGACAAUUUAUCACACAAUAUUUUCACGAGAAGCCGAUAAUGUUCUGAAAAACGUCAUGCAGCUUCUUUUGGGGGUUUUUUAGGCAUACUACUGCUGGGUCACUCUAUAAUUUUAAAAGGCAUUUCUGCUGCGAAGUUUGUAGUUCUUGUAAACAUGAUUUGUUUUCGUGGUGUCGUGCGCACAGUUGCUUCUCAGCGGUAAUACUGGAAAUUCUUUACUGAUUUUCCGUUACCCCUUGACCCUGCAGAUUAAGUUUCCGCUCUAAUGCGCUCCCUCUCGGCUCCUCUUUGCUUAUUCAUGAUACACAUCAGUUUGACUCACGCUCUUAAAAGAGUGCCGCGUUUCCGUCUAGUUUUGCGAGUCCACCACUGUCCCGAGGGUACAGCGUCGCUUUGUGUAUGGUGAGGCAGACUUGUUUCGCCUCAACCCUCCAGCCCACUCGCCCGUGUUCAAAUGACGAGACAAAGUCAAGAUGACUAAAAAUGGCAUGGACGCGGUGACUUCCCUUUCAUGCGUACUGCAAAGGACCUAUGCAUAUCUUCCCAAGUACCAGACCUCAUAUUUAGAGGGCCUGGGAUCUCACAUACAGUAGAUGGGCAUCGAAAAUCAAUGAGAAAAUUGCAUGCUACUUAAGUAGUCAUUUUUUGCAGAGUAUAGUUCUUUCAUGCAGCCGAAACGCAGUUCAUUCGAAAAGGGGCAACCUGAGGUAACUGGAUUAUUAUAGAAUUAUGCUGCAUAAUGAUUAGUUUUACAACCCUGCUUAAUUAAUCUUUUCAAAACGAAAGGCAUUUCAAAAUUUUGGCUGACAUUUCAUGAGUUAGCCCACCUACUGUAAGUGAGAAGUGUAUUGAUGGCAUCAUGAAGAAACCUCUGGUUUCUGAGUAAGACCGAAGUACUUCUUUAUUGGGAUUUUUCCAAGUCAGGACUGCUAGUUUGUAUGAUAGUUUCAAAGCGUCUUUUGGGUCCUUCGAAGUGAGAAAGACAAGUGCCUGACUAGGACCUCAUAGAAUCUACUUUCCCUCGCCGUAGCCAGUGAUUACUUCAAGUCAAGCCGUUUUUGUCGUCGUGGUGGUCUGAGGAAUGUGCCUAUACAGAUGAUUACUAGUCCUUCUUCCUUUUGUCACCAGGAUUUAUGGAUGUUAUGAAGUUAUUUGGUUGUGGGGCCGUUGUUUGUUGCUCAUGAUAACUUUGGCAGUCGGAUCUUCCGAGUCUGACGUAAGCGAUGACUCAGGGUUUCGUAAGUCGAGGAAGGCCCGGAUAUCGGCUGAUGCAUCCUAAAUCUAGGCCUCCCAGUCGAGGAAUCAUUCGACGUAGAAUAAUCGCCCGGCUAAUUUUGUGCGAUUUAACACGGAUUUGAUGGUAUGAGGAGACAGGCAAUUACAGACGGUCUCCGGGAAGUGGGCGCACGGGAGGAACAACCUACAAGGGGAACAUUUUAGUUAUUUUUUUUCGUUCGCGAGCAGUGGGUGUGCUUUUAUGGCUCUAACUGUGAACCCUGUCUCUUCUGCAGAUCCCUGUGCGUUCAGUGAACUGUGACCAUCUGCAGUGCUUUGAUCUGUCCUCCUAUCUGACGAUUAACAAGAGGCGUCCUCGGUGGUCCUGUCCUGUCUGCAGUUCGCCUGCCCCAUUUCGCGAUCUGCGACGCGAUGAGUAAGUGGUUCUGUCAUCUCCAAUUGCCCUACGUUGUUUCUUAGAUUGCGUAUCUUACGUGCUAAUUUGCCAUAACCAUCUGAAAUGGCAAUUUGUGCCCGUGUCAGUUGUUCGUGGAGCGUUCUAUCCAAUCGCCAGACUAAUUAAGCCAGGGUGCAAACCCAGUUGACUGUCAGCGGUAACUUUAAGGCGCACAGGAUUGUUGUCCACUAUGCUCAUGGACAAAGUGAUAUUGCUCGUAUUUCGUCUUUUACUCGAAAUACCAGUGCUCCUUUGACUAUAUUCACCUCUAGUUGUUUUGUUCAUCUCGAAUAGAGUGUACUAACUCGCGAGUACUGCCUUUUCGCGCCUCGGCGAAGGUGCUGUCCAGUUAUGGUCAGAGGUCCAUACUUUCAUGUGGCUUUAAACCAGUCAAACCGAGUUGUUGCCGACACGCGCAAGAAGGCUGAACUUGAGUGGGAAUGAUGACCUCUAUCUAACAAGUACCUAGUGGCGGAUGAUUAGGAGUUUCUUUACUCCUCAAUGCAUUUAAGAAUUUGUUAAUCUGGUUUGGCCGCCAUCUGCCUGUGUGUUCUACUGAUGUACUUUCAUCCACGAAUUCGUGGAUCCAUUUGAUGUGGCGCGCAAAGAAAGCGCAUCCGUAAUUAUGUUUUAAUAAAGUGAAUUCCUUUGCUGGAAGUUGCUUUUAGUUUUAAUUUGAUGAUUUUCGGAGAUGUUCGUAUGCCAAGAAACUACUUACAGUAACCCACAACUUUCUCUCUAGUGUUUGACGUUUAAGAAGAAGAAUCAAGACUAUGCACGAACCAAAGCGGCAUCACACAGAGCUAUGUUACUCCAAUCUGACACGAUAGGGCAGUAAUCUCAACUGUUUGUUAUUGACAUGACAACUCUCUUUAGCAUCUAAUUAUACCUCGGGACUCCGCAUAAUUUCUCUCCCCUACACUGUUCGCCUCUUUAAGUUUCUUCGUCCAGCUGAUUGCCGAUGAGAGUCUCAAAGAUGCCGAAAUGGUCCACGUGGAUGCCAAUGGGCACUGGCUAAAGGCCUCUAAGCCCACCGAAAGUGAUUCUUCUGCUGCUGUAGCAGCCAAGGGAUCGAUUUCCGGAAUUCCUUCCGACAACUCGACUACCGUUGCUGUCCCCUCACAACUGGAUGAGACCUCUACGGUAUCGCCUUGCAUAUUGGAGUCGGAUUUCUCGUCCAGAUCGGUGGCGCCCAUAGAUACUGAUGUCUCUCAAUCCAGUGACUGUGUCGUCCACCUUGACGACGGUGACGAUGACAACUACAAGGAGGGUGACACGACGCAACCGGAGCAGCCGACUUUUGCUCAUCCCACGUCUUUGAAUGAUUGCUGCACUCCGUCCCCUCCCGCUGCCGUCACUGAUGAACAGCCAACUGAGCGUCCUUCUGCGGCGCUCGAUUCUGCACCGACGAAGUAGGCGGCUUUUUCCCAUCCUCCCUUGGUAACUUGUUCAGUGGCCAGUCAGUUUUGCCUUUCCAUUUGCAUGUCUUUUCGGAAACGGUAGGUUGUAUGACCCCAAGGUAGAUCGUUAGCCAGUGAUCUGUGUCUUACAGGAAUGGUGGUUAUGGAGGAUUUUACGGGUGGGGCAGCAUGCGCGUAGGACAGGAGGUGAAAUCCAAGGAAAUGUAGAAAAUAAUUGAAUUUCGGCCGUCAAACUUAACGCACGCUGCUGCAUAGCAAAGGAAAGUUAUCUCGAUAAUCAACAAACAAAAAGCAAUUACUGAGAAAUAAGCCGCAGGUGGUAAGUUUACGUCUAGUCAGGCAACCAAGGCGAUUCCAGCCAAUAGGAACGACGAAAGACAAGUCAUCUUUCCACUCCCACUGAUUUUUAGUGUACGCGUUUGUGUUGUCAGUGGACGAUAGCGAACCCAAAUCAGCCAAUCUCAGAAUGCAGCAUGAAGCCGGAGCAAUGCCAGUAUUAACAAAUACUUUUACACGCUAUUAAAGAUACCUGGUGGAAAAGUACAGGAAGAUGUUUAAAAGGUAAAUUUACGGAAACAUUAUCUGCGUUAGGGCAACUGGCUAGAUAUAUUUUUUUUCCGACGAGCCCUCUAUCUUUAUCAUAUUAUCUCGGAAUGCACACUACCUCAGCUAUUCAAUAUAUGUUAAUAUGUUAUUUUUCCUCCUUAAAUUGCAGACCAUCAGUCUCAGCAAAAAGGAAAACUACACCACGGGACCCUGGUCGACGUACGAAUACUGAAGAAGUAAUGGGAACUAUUAAUUCGGAGAAGAUUGUGGAGUACUGUCAGGCCAGGGGACUACUGCCAACGGUGUUAACCUGCCAAUGCAGAUACCAAAUGCGGCUGCAAGUCAGGAAACGCAGCACGGACGGCUAUGUGUUCGGGUGUGCACGAUGCAGAAAACGGAAAGCACUUAGAAGCGGUUCGGUGUUUGAGAAGAGCCGAUUAGCAAUCGGAACAAUCAUGAAGAUUCUGUUGGCCUUUUUGCGCGGAUCAAGGGUCUCUAAGUGCGAAGAAGAUGUUGGAGUGUGCCACACGACGGCUGUCGAAUGGUACGCCAUCUGUCGCAGCGUCUGCUCUGCGGCCCUCAUGAGGGAAACCGGUCAGAUUGGAGGUCCCGGAGUGGAAGUACAUAUUGACAAGACGCUUAUCAACCGCCGAAAUUACAAUGUUGGCGGACGCUGGAGACGAUGGUGGCUGGUCGGCAUGUAUGAUACGAAACGAAAGAAGGCCCUCUUUGAACAGGUUAACGAUAGGAGCUGGACGGCCCUGAUUUCCGUUAUAAGGAGGUGGGUGGCGAAGGGAAGUGUCAUCGUAACUGAUGACUGGAAGACGUACAAGCGCUUACCCUCAGAAGGAUAUAAGCACUUCUCGGUGAACCACUCGAGGAAUUCUAAAGACCCCACUACAGGCAAGUAUCCGAACGCAGUUGAGGCGUACUGGAGCAGGUUAAAAAGAAAACUCCACGAAGGAGGCCCGGUGUCUGGCCCAGCGAUAUGGACACAUGUGGAUGAAGUACGGUACCGGUUGUGGUUUGGCCUGAACUCCAUGAGGCUAGAGAAAGCAUGGGAAAUCUUCCUGUCGCAUAUCGCGAAAGCCUACACAGUGCAGCAGCAACCGACAUGUUAACAAAAACGGUUUAUCCCUGGGCUGUGAACGAAUGUCUGUACAUAAAGUUGUUUUGAGCCAACUGCCUUAUAAUUCCUUUGACCUUAGUCCCGGCUGUAUAAAUGUCAAAUGCGGCGAGAUGUCCGCACUCGCCCUGGUACAUAGAGAUAGCCGAGAUGGUACGACCGCUUCUCGACUCUCUGAGCUAAGUUCGAGUCAAUUAAAUGCGGAAUGCAGGAUCGUAUCCACACUCGCCUCGAUUCCGGUAGGGAACCGUAUUGUUACGACCUCUUGUCGACUCAGUGAACUUAAGUCAAGAGAAGCGUGGGCUGGGUGCAGGGAGGUGUCUGGACCGGCCUCGCUGCAUGGAGUGUCUUAAUAACCUCGUAAGUGUACCUACUGAAAAAGGUGUAGUAGAAAUUCAUGUGCGGGACAGCUUGCUUGAGGUCUUACAAUCUACCAUCACCGUCUUUACUUGCGUACAAAGCUGAAAGCCCACAAAAGUCCAUUCAGUACAGGUAAUAUCAACCGGUAACUUCAGCAGUGACCACGAUAUUCGGCGGUUGUCACUCAGCCGAUUUGGUUUUUUGCUGGUGCGAGCCUGCAUAUGCAGCUUUAUUCAUCCUUUCAUUUCCGACCACGCCGUUCUAGCCUGCUUGUUGAUCUGGCUGCAAGCUCAGACGAGGAACCCGAUAUAACGAUAGCACCUACCCCACCACUUUCCAAUCCCUAACCAUCGGUAGCGCCGGCACCAUCAUCGACUUCCCUCACCACAACGGAGAGCUACAGUCUCCCGGCGGUAAUUCCGUCCCCUCCCCUCGCGCGCCUCUCCGUGGGCACCGCUUUACCCCUGUACGUCGUUCCACGGCCUCUAGACCUCGUCAACCAUGUUACGCAACCUGCUCCUCCCGCCCCUGUCAGCACCACUGAAACUUCAUAUUACCUGCAGGCAUUUCUACAUCGGACCAGGCCGAGCAUGGCUAUUGGUCUGAAUUGCCCCGGCAUUGUGUAGAUGCUGAGGAUUCCCGUUUGCUCCAGUACAUCCGUGUCGGGGAUUCGAUCCUGCCACCUCAGCCUCAGGAUGCGACGAAGACAACUGAGGUGGGAGUGCUUGAGUAGGCGUGCCUGCUUCGUGUAUACCGUCCAAGUCUCUGCUCCGUACAGCGGCGUCGGGAGAAUGACGGCCUUGUAACCUUCUGUUUCGUGUUGAGCUGGAGACCAUGAGGACUCCAAACUGUGCUUUGAAGGCGGCCGAAGGCUUGACUGGCCUUCGAGAUCUUGCGGACGACUUCGUCAUCGAUUUUCUUUCUGUGGGAGAGGGUACUGCCCAGGUACGGGAAGUCCCCCACCACUUGCAGCUGGGUUCCGUUCACGCUGAUCUGCGGUGCAUUGUGGGGAGGGGCUGUUUUGGGCGGCAGUUGAUGUAUGACCAACGUCUUCUCCGUGUUGAUGACCAGACCGAAGUCCUCGCAGGUGGCGGGAAGAGGUCCAUGCUUCUUCGCAUGUCCUCUUCCGAAGUGCUGUUGAGGGCGCAGUCGUCGGCGAAGAGAAGUUCGUGAACAGUGGUUGUGGAUACGCGCGAUCGGGAGUGCAUCCAUCGUUGAUUAAGGAGGUGGCCGUCCGUACUGUCGGUGAUGUGGAUCCUGGGGUGUUCGUCACGGUAGACGUCCAUCAGCAUGGCAGAGAACAUAAGAUUGAAGAUGGUGGGCGCAAGACGCAUCCCUGCUUCACUCCGUUGGUCACUGCGAGUGCCUCUGAGACAGCUCCGUUGUCUGUGACUCGCGCCAUCAUGUCUUCGUGA